AAAAUAACCGAAGGCGGUAAUCGUCAUUUUCAAAUCUGCGCUCUACACCACACAACAUGUUCAACUGCGAUGUCAUCGUCGACGACUCUCCGCUUAUGAUGGUGAACACCACCAAGUUUGGCAACGACAAACACACCUACGCAUCGGUGACCACAGAGAUGGACGCAUUCGCGUACCUCGACUCGGCUUCCGACGACCCCGUUAUCGACGACGACGAACCCCUCUCGUCACCGCCACCUACAUCGCCGUCAUCGUUGACCCGAUCUAACAGUUCGCCCUCCAUGACGUCACACGCAAUCAACUCGAAGCCACAACUCGUCCACAUUCGAGCCCCGUCCAGGGAAACUGUGUGGAGACAAGGACUUCCAGCGGUGAUUCAGUGGAACCCUUUGAUGUCGUCGGUGUCGGAAGUGCGUAUUCUCCUCUUGCAACGAGGCGGGGCGCACAAGAUGGUGGCAGAUCACGUCGAGAACAAUGGGCUAUUUGUCUACAUGCGUGUGCCACAAGGUCUGGCUUCCCCCGACUCGGACUAUUCCCUGCGGAUUAUGUCUAUGGACGGCAAGCACUUUGUCGACAGCGACUCCUUCACCAUCUCGCCGUGAUGAUGAGCGAUAGCAGCCCAUCAGCUUGAUCCCAGUAUAACUUAAACCUAUCCUAUUUACCCAA
Aphanomyces astaci is the source of this 666-nucleotide messenger RNA. RefSeq lists its product as hypothetical. Bases 57 to 602 code for a protein of 181 amino acids. Lineage: Eukaryota; Oomycota; Saprolegniomycetes; Saprolegniales; Verrucalvaceae. The transcript has a single exon. The record is from RefSeq and is a predicted model, not a curated record.